AUAUUUGUAAAUAAUAUGCGUGAAUCAAACGUCGAGCUUCAGUUAUGUGUUUUGAUAGCAACGACCUAGGGUAAUUCGUCCAAAAGAUUUUAGUUGUCUGCUUUUUGUUAUUUACUCUUAGCAUUUCUAGCAUGAAAAUUAAUGAUAGUUACAUCAGUUAUAUUUUUCAUUCGUGUAUUCCUCUUUCUGGGAAAUUAACAACUUAUACAGAAAUGGAUUAUUUAUCAAAAACAUUUUGUUUGUGCUUUUUAUCAGUCAAGACCGUCCAGAUUUUAGGAAAUCAACUUCUGUUUUUGUCAAGAACAAGAUUUUUACGUUUUGGUGGAUUAAUUCAGAGCUAUCAUAGAGAGUUUCCUGUCGCUUCUGUUGAAUGUUCUUCUAAUCGUACCAUUGAUCAAUCUGACAAAGAAAUUACCAUGGGAAAAAUAAAAAAAGCAUUUCCUUCAGAAACAAGUCCCAAGAAGAAAUUAAAAGUGGAAGCAACAGAAGAGAUGAAACUUGUUGAAAAUAAAAGAAAGAGGCCAAAUUAUUUUGUUGCAGUACAAAUAACAAAUCCUGAUAUUCAUAAGGCUAUACAAAGAAUCCAGGAUCACAUUGUUGCUCAAAAUAUGCAGUUUAAUGUCUGCAUGAAUUCCAUUGCAACUUUGCACAUCACAUUGAUGGUAAUGAACAUCAUUGAUACAGAAACUCAUGACAGAGCUUUGAAAGCACUUCGAAGUGUGUAUGAAGAAUACAAUGGUGAAAUGUGUAAAAAUCCAUUAAGACUAGAAUUUUGUGGCUUAGGGCACUUCAGAAAUCGCGUUCUUUAUGCUAAAAUUACGAAAAAUGAAUCAUUUGAACGACUUUGUGGCUUAGCUGAACGUGUUCGAAAACAUUUUGCUGAUUUUGAGAUUUCUUCAACUGAUGAAAGAGAAUUCAAUCCUCAUUUAACUAUUGCAAAGAUUGAUUUUUCAAAGAAAAAACAAAAAGUAUUGAAAAAAAUAGAGCCAUCGUUUUACGAAACUUUCGUCAGUGAGUAUAUAGGUUGUGAAACUGUUGUUGGUAUUCAGCUACUAAGUAUGACUAGUCCAAAAAAUGACGCUGGAUAUUACUGUGGAGAAAAUCUGAUUUUUGAAUCUAUUCCUGGCUGUAGUCGACAAACACAUUUGGGAGAUAUAAAUAAAAAGAAAAUGGACAUUCGAAUGAAAAUAGCUGAUUUAACUCAAAGAAUUUUCAAGUGACUUGUAUCUCAAAUUUGUAAGGAAACAAUAUCCGAUGGACUAUACUAAAUAAAUGGUCCUGAGACGUUGUUUAUUCUAUAAAAUACAAUAAUUGUGUUGCAACACAUUUGUUAAACUUUUAUACAUAUCUUUUGUAAGUUUAUUAAAAGUUAAUUCGCUUUCUAUUUCUGGCACAUUUUUCUCCAGAAUGAAAGAUUCUAACAUAUUAUACAAAUAUAUUAAUUUCGGUUGUUGGGAAAAAAAUUAGUUUAUAGAUCCAUUUAGUAUGAUGAGCCUUGGCCAUUAGUAACUUUCUUUGAGGAUAUUCAUGAAUGCUAGGUAUUCUAAUUAGACCGUAAAGAAAAUAUUUCGUUGGUGAUGAUCAUGAGUAAUUUUAUGAAACCACUUUCAAUCUGUGGAGAAAUUUUUGUUGCAGGUAAAUUAUUAUGAUACAGAAAAAGUUCUCUGUUGUCCUAUGUUGCAAUAUUAUAAUUAUUUGUUUUGGUAUUGAUUCAAAUUCGUCUCAUGAGAGAUAAAGCAGAUCAACACAAAACAAUUUGGAUAAUUUCUAGAUCAUCUAGAAUCGAAACUUUUAGAAAUUAGUAAUGUAGGUUUUUUUUUUAAUAUAUUGCUAAAAUUCUUUCUUUUAUUCAGUCAUGUAGUAUAUUUUUUAAUAACUCUGCUUCAUGUUAUUUAAAUAAACACUCUUAAAAUGUUAAGAAAAAUAUUUGCAUACUUUUAUCUUCCCAAUCUAAGUUUUUGCUUAAACUUUAGAAUUUUACACAAAAAAAUGGUUUCAAAAUUAUUAUUUGGAGUACUCACACAGACUUCUCGAUAAGACAGUAUUAUUUAAUACCGAUUAUUCUAUGCAACUUUUGUUCUUAGCAAAAUAUAAGAAAGCUUUUCAAUUAGGUGGAGAAAAGCAGCAUGAAAUAUUAAUAAUGUUUAAUGGGCUGUAAUAGAGGACUAAUGUUUUUGUUUAAUUUUGUACAAAUUAUACAUAUGCAGUUUUAAAAUAAUUAACAUAUGAUUAAGCCUGAAUUUAAAAUCUUGUUUCAAUAAACAUUUCUGUCCAUUUAGAAUCUUAAUGAUAUAAUUAUUUAAAAGAAUUUUAUUUGCAUUUUAUUGUGUGUACUUUUUUUAUAAUUUUUUUUUAAUUUGUAUUGUUACGAUGAAUCAUAUUUAAAAAUUCCUCGCAAAGAAAAAAAAUUGAAAUAUGUGUAUAUAUCUGUAUAUGAUUCCUUAAACAUUUAAAAUACUUUGUUUUGCCUUUUAAAUUUUCUCUCUGCUACUAACCCCACUACUAAAUGGACUAUACAUUAAGUCCAUUUAGUAGUGGGAUAGUUGAAAACAAGUAAGUAGACUAAUAAAUAGUUCGGUUAUUGGUAAGUUCCAGAUAAUAGCUGAAACCUUAUAGUUUCUUUUCUUUUCUCUAUCUCUCUCUCUUUUUACUUCCUAAAAGGUUUAUAUCUACUUUUCUUAUCUAAGUAGACCGAUACACCUUGUUACUGUGAUAAAAAAAUAUUUUCAUGCCUGUGCAUUUUGCAAUAUUUGAAUUUAAAACCUUCCUCUCUUUUUUCAACUUGAUUUAAGUGUCAUUUUGAAGUUACAAUCGACUAUCAAUAACUGUUCUCACAAUGACUUGGAUGACAUCUGAGCAAUCCCCUCUAAAUUAGUACACCAGUACAACAUACAGACGUUUGUUAAGGUGGUCUGCCGAAAUGUAGAAUACAGCAAAAUUGCUUCAAUGCUGCUUUUCGCUUUGUGGAAUUCUAAAAUUGUGUCAGAAGGUCCGAUAAGUUAUUACUGUAUAGACCUUCAAAAUGCUGCUAUUUUUACGAAUCCUAAAAGUCAAAACAUUUAUUAGUUUCAUAAGUGAUUUCAUAGAAUAUUCAGUGUAAUUCAGUAUUCUUCUUGACUGCAUGUAAAUGGUGCUAUACGUGUUUAUAUGUUUUGAUCUGGACGAUUAUAUGGCUUAUUAAAUGAUACUUGUUUUCUCGAAAAAACAAAGAAAAUUUUAGCAACAAAACAUUCUUUUCAUGGAUAAAAACGACCGAAUGUAUUAAAAAUGGUAAUUUUGUCUAGCGUCUCUUGUAAUCCGGCAAUCUUGUGACUUGCAUCAUUUAAUUGGAGUAAUCUCAUCAGUUUGUAACGAACGGUAUUUAUUCCCCCCGCACUCCUACAAAUGCACUCGCUUGUUUGACGUAUAUUUCUGUGUGAAUUAUAGUUUCUGAUGCAUGAGAGGAAAGCUGGAAAUUAGAUCCGUAUCUGACUUGGCAACGAGCGCACUUAAAUUUUUUUGUAGUAAUGAAUAAUGAAAUAUUUCCAAUGUCUCUUAUAAUUUUUAUCAAUUUUAAAUAAUUAUACGAUUGAUUGAUAUUUAUUCUAGUAUUUUUGGCUGUUUACAUAAAUUAUUUCCUUUAUAAAUACGAAUAUCGACGUCCUUCAAAGGUGCGAAGAAAUAAUGGAAGAGCAAAAAUUAUUGAAUGUGAAAAACGAUGAAUUUUGAAACUCUUAUCUCAUUAUUUUAUGCAAAAGAAAAAGGAUCAACUAUUUCGUACAAAAAGAAAACUAUGUAGAAUUACCCAAACAUAGUUCUUGCUUUGAAAACUGCAUGGAAUUUACUAACGUGCUGUUACUGAAUAAUCCACCGAUAACAUUGUGCUUUCAAAUAAGCAUCUAAUGCAGUCGCAAAAUUUUUUAAAGACAACGCGAAAUGAUACAGGAUAACGAUAAUUUUUUAAUUUAUAAUGGGGAAGAGGCUGGAAAUGUUUAUUGUAUUUAAAAAUAUGGUAACUUUUAAAAUAUUGUAUUUGAUAAUUUUAAUAUAAUCGUAAAAUGAUGUAAAUUUUGUAAUAGUAUCGGAUAUUUAUUUGUAUUGUGAUUUUUAUGAUUGUAUAAGAUGCUUCUCUUCUCCAAGCUUUUGUCGCACAUCAAUGUGUGAAUAUUAAUUUUUCUCUUAUGAAAUGCAAACAUAAAGCAUAGAUCUGCUUGUCUAUUCAUAUAUGUUAUAUAUUAAUUCUAAAAUCAGCAUAUAAAUUUUAUGUCUGUGAUUGGCACGAUUACAUUUAGUUGAAUUUUUCUCUGUUAUGUUAUAUUCCCAUCUCAUAAGGAAGCCUCCCGAUGGCUAUUUAGUAGUGGAAAUUGAAUUGUGAAUGCUGAUAAAUGAACCAAACCACUAGGAAGACUUCUGAGCGUUCAUGAGAACCUUCAAAUUUCCACUCCAAAACAAAAAUGCUCAUAAUUUGAUGCAUAGCGCAUAGGUACAAUUAUAAAAAAAAUAAUGUAUAUAUAUUACCAUAAAUAGCGCUUAUACAUGUAAGUAUAUGAAAAUAGCGAAUGUAGAAUUCACUCCCGGUUUUUAAAAAACAAAAUGUUUAACUUGCCAUUUAAAAAAAAUGUGCAUUUAAAAAGCAUCAAUUUCAUUAAUAACUGAAAUAAGCUCCCCCCCCCCGAAAAGGAGAAAUGUUUAAUGCUGGGAAAAAUGUUUUCAUUUUAUUGGAUCUGUUAUAGGUUUCACAAACUACAUGCACUUAGGAGCAUAAUAUUUGUAAGGAGUUUGCCAAAAGAAAAUAAAAAUCCCCUUACAUUUAUUACGAAUAACUGCAUACUGUCGUUUUCUGUGGGUUACCGAAGAUUAGACAAUCUCUUGUACAAUUUUAAUGUUUUAAACUUCUUAAUAAUUAGUGUGAUUUUUAAUGUUUUUAGAUUGAUUGUAUAUACUUAUUACAUAAAUGUUUUAUAAUGUUCUUGUUAUUCACUGCUUAUAUCUUUAUGUAUGUAUGUGUGUGUUGUUUUGUAAUGCACUCUGUAACUGGAUUUUUUC
Molecule: messenger RNA, 5025 nt
Organism: Argiope bruennichi
Lineage: Eukaryota; Metazoa; Arthropoda; Arachnida; Araneae; Araneidae
Product: A-kinase anchor protein 7-like
Exons: 7
Coding region: 132-1220 (362 amino acids)
Cellular component (GO): cytosol
Molecular function (GO): protein kinase A regulatory subunit binding
Source: RefSeq, a predicted model, not a curated record